AUGGAGCACUCCCCCUCUAUGAACCUGUCAGUGGUGGAUGGAGAUGAGGUGGAGGACCACCACCCCCUCCUCCCGCAGAGGAUGGUCCAUGCAGCUCAGGCCUGCUCUCCACAAUGUGGGAUCCACCAAAACCUCCAAACACCAACCAAUCAGACCGUGUGGCUGGACAGAACCCAGGCCAUGGCCACCACACCUUUAUACAACGGUCACCUGUACGUCACAUGUUCACCUUGCUCCAGCAGACGGGGUGACAAAGGCAAGACAAAGAAAAGUGAGAAAAGAUCAGGCAGGGGUAGACAGAAUCCAGCACACAACCAGCACAAUCACAAGUGUAAGGCUAGAAACACAGAAGCUCUCAGACUGCAGGAGACUGUCACCUCUUUCAUUGACAUCUCCACGACCCCCUGUGGGUCCCCCGUUAAGGGCCCCUGCAGGUCCCACCUGGAAAUAAAAGAUGAGGGCAGAGGGCGCUGCACGUCUGGUAACGUUACUUUAGAGAUGCACGACCGGCAGACUCUCCCUGAGAUCAUCAUCACCAGCAGAGAUGACGACUUCCAGCCACACAGCGACACCACCCAGUACCACCAGGACCUGCAAGAGGCCAGAGGCCUGCUGCCCAGAGCAGAGAGAUCCAGUCAGAGCCCCAGUCCCCCACCCAGCCCGAAGGACGAUAAGGACGAGUCGUACUGGAAGACUCACAACAUCGGCUGGAGGCUGCUGCGAAGGAGGUCUCUGUUUUUGAGGAGGCAGCGGCUGAAUGACUGCGCCCUGGCAGUGGGGAUGUUUGGUAUGGUGUUGAUGGUGAUGGAGACAGAGCUCUCCUGGAGCGUCUACAGCAAGAGCUCAGUCUACUCCCUCGCAUUCAAGUCAGUCAUCAGUUUGUCUACGUUCAUCCUGGUGGGCCUCAUCAUAGCGUACCACUGCUGUGAGGUGGAGCUCUACGUUCAUGACAUCGGUGCAGAGGACUGGCGGAUUGCCUUGACGAGGGAGCGUUUUGCCCUGAUCAUUUUGGAGCUUGCGGUGGUGGCCAUUCAUCCAUAUCCUGUGGGUCUGUUAGCAUACUUUGAGCAGACGCUCCAUCACAUCCCGCCUCGCCUGUCGCUAUCAGAGACGGAGUUGGAGAUCGUCCUGGCCCUGCCCAUGUUCCUGCGCCUCUACCUGCUGGGCCGGGCCAUGAUGCUGCACAGCCGCCUCUUCACUGACACCGCGUCCCGCAGCAUCGGAGCGCUCAACAAGAUUCACUUUAACACCCGGUUUGUGGGGAAAACACUGAUGACCACAUACCCCGGGACAGUGCUGAUGAUUUUCAGCGUCUCUCUGUGGAUCGUGGCAGCGUGGGGCUUACACGUGUGCGAGAGACAUCACAACUACAGAGACCUGAGCAGCAACUACAUGGAGGCUUUGUGGAUGGUCUCUGUAACCUUCCUGUCCAUUGGUUACGGAGAUGUGGUCCCUCACACCUACUGCGGUCGCACUCUCUGCCUCCUCACCGGGAUCAUGGGAGCGGGCUGCACAGUGCUGGUGGUGGCGGUGGUCGCCAGGAAACUGGAGCUGACUAGAGCAGAGAAACACGUUCACAACUUCAUGAUGGACUCACACAUCACCAAGAGGAUAAAAAUUGCAGCAGCAAAUGUGCUGAGAGAGACUUGGCUGAUCUACAAACACACUAAGCUGUCAAGAGAAAGAGAUCACACCAGAGUCCGCAUGCACCAGAGGAAGCUGCUGCUGGCCAUCCACCAGCUGCGUCGAGUGAAGCUGGAGAAGCGAACACUUAUAGAUCAGGCUAACACACUUGUUGACCUCUGCAAAGUGAGAGAGAUGCAGACCCUGAUGUAUGACGUCCUGUAUGAGGUGCAGGGAUGCAGAACGGAGCUGAAGUCACACAUCUGUAGCCUGGAUAAGCACGUGGAGGAGCUGAGGGAGGGGUCAAGGAUCCUGAUGCCGCUCCUGUCCAGCACCCUGUCCACACAGAACUCCUCCAUCAGACACCUGCUCCGGGAGAGGGAGGGGAAGACAGAGGCGGCUGCUGCGAGCGUGGACAGGUAGAGGAAGGUGCUUCUCCGGAUGAGUUAUCAGUUAUGCAGUAAAAUGAACAGAAUGAGGCUUUUUCUUACAGAGAUGGAGAAAAGAGUUUAUCAAGUGAAAGAUGCAGACUUGUGCAAUUAUAAAAAGAUAGCAGGAUACUUUUUUGUGGCAAA
This is a messenger RNA of Labrus bergylta (ballan wrasse), 2198 nucleotides long. Its product is annotated as small conductance calcium-activated potassium channel protein 1-like. Lineage: Eukaryota; Metazoa; Chordata; Actinopteri; Labriformes; Labridae. The record is from RefSeq and is a predicted model, not a curated record. Gene Ontology annotation, molecular function: small conductance calcium-activated potassium channel activity; calmodulin binding. Gene Ontology annotation, cellular component: neuron projection; plasma membrane; neuronal cell body. Gene Ontology annotation, biological process: potassium ion transmembrane transport.